This is a messenger RNA of Pleuronectes platessa (European plaice), 3903 nucleotides long. RefSeq lists its product as uncharacterized. Bases 1 to 3849 code for a protein of 1282 amino acids. Lineage: Eukaryota; Metazoa; Chordata; Actinopteri; Pleuronectiformes; Pleuronectidae. The record is from RefSeq and is a predicted model, not a curated record. The transcript is spliced from 21 exons.
AUGGAGGGAGGAGACCCAGAGGUGUCAGACGGGGAUGUGCAGGGAUCCACCGUGCUGUGGGAGAGAUGCAUCCAUCAGAGCAUCUUCCUGGACCUGAGUGAGGAUGAAAGUCUGCACUUCAGUGAUUUAGAGGCUUCUUUGGAUUUGCAUCUCUCCCAGGUAGAGUCUCCCGCCUCAGGGGCCAGCAUCCAUCUCAGCGGGAGCGCGUUGUCAGCGCUGGACGGCUCCUCCUCAGAGUCCAGUGUUGAGAGCAGUCCGAGUGAGAGGGUGGUAGAGUUCAAGACCAAGAGCAGUAUCUUACAUGAGUCUGUCCAAAGACCAAACACUGUGCAAGAUGAGCUACCGUUAAAGCAGGGCAAUGAGGACCCGGGGCUUGAUACCAGUGACGAGGAUCAGGAGGACCUGCCUUAUGAUGGUGACCUUGCUAGCCCCUACUUCAACAAGACAGCGAGCACUGAGGGCGACACCAGCUCCGAUGGAAGUGAGACUAUUGGUGGAAGUCCUGAUGGUCCUGGUCUGCUUGAGUUCUCAACAGCAGAUGGAGACGAAACAUCUGAACAUUUGGUUUCUGGUUCUGAUGAACCAGGAACUUUGUCACAAGAGGAUGAAGGCACCAAACAGGAAAACUGUGUUGAUGCGUCCCAGCAUUGCGACGUUGCUCCACCAUGCCCGUGUCCUGCAGAUAUUAACCAGUUGUUGCUGCGACACUUCACCCAGGAAGAGCUGCUGCGGCCGGGUAGGCUGAUCGAUGCAGAGACCCUGCCGGAGGUGUCCCUAUUGGAGAGCACGAGCUGGGCCCCAACACGCAACAGCACUGCAACUAAAAACAACCACACAGAGAUCCCUGCACGUGAUUCUGAGAUCUUCUCUGACAGGACUGAUGAAAAGAGUCAUACUGCAUCACAAAGCUCAAGUUUAGAGAGGAGCAUUGAUAAAUCCAGCAGAGACUCAAACCAGAGCAGUGGAGACAACACUGCCACAGAGGCAGUGGUGCAGGAAAAGUCUGAAGAGGAGGAUCGGUUUCAGAGAGCCCCUCUUGUGCGCACCAGGUCCUUCUGUGAGAUGAAGUACGGUCAAGGUCAAGUCCACUACCCCCUCCCGGAUUUCUCCAAGGUUGCUCCUAAGGUUAAGAUCCCCAAAGCUCCAAGUGGCCCUUCCAGGCCUGCUCCUCCCACCCCCAGCCCCAUGCACAGAGCUCAGUCCUCUCCAGGGAUGUUAGACUUGAUCAGCAGAGUCCUGGAGGAUUCCGUCCCGCAGCCAGAGAAGGCUUAUGUCUUCAAGGAUGAGGCGAAACAGUAUUCAUCAGGGCUGGUGAGAACCCCACAGGCUGAGUAUGAUAAAUUACUCAACAGAUUUGCUGAGGCGGAGAACCUCAUUGAUCAAAUGAGACUAGGAACAAGGACUCAGCUUUCCACAGAUCUAAUGCUUUAUUCUGAGUGUGAUGAUGAUCAUCAGAGAAACUUAGCUGAGGGAAGCCAUCUUGGAUCCUUGGCUCCUCAUCUUCACCCGUCAGAACACUUUGGUCAGAGGCGAGGAACGGUGCCACAGAGCAACACCACAGAGGUGAUCGCAGCUUCCCUCAGUCCGCCUGAGGAGGGUCCCAGUGAUGGGGCAAGAAUGACUGCUGAGCUGAGAGACGUCAUCAGCCCGUUCAUGCAGAAAGCGGAAGAGCUAAAAAGGAUUGUCAGCAACAUGUCGAUAAGCAUCGAGGAACAGCAAAUGAUGUUCAGGAGCAUGAUGGAGGCUCAGGACCAGCUGGAGAGGAAAUACAUGAGUACGAGGGACGAGCACAGAGCUCUGGAGAUGCAGAACUACAUGGGUCUGUCCAGGAACACCGGCACCUUUGACCCAGACAGGCUGGUGGAGGGGGACAUAUUCAGGAUCGGGAUGCACCUCGACGACAUUAAGGAGAUGAUAGACAAAAACUUGUGUGAGCAAAUUUCCCCACCCCACUCAUCCUCCACUCCCAUGCCCAUGAAAGACGAGCUGCAUGUGAGGCCCGGUUCUGUCUGCAUGCUCACCCCCUCACCUCCGCCAUCCCUGCACGAGGGUCCAUGGGCAGGAUUUUCCACUUUGACUUUUGAGAUGGAGCCACAGACAGAGGAAGAAGAAGCGAAGGAGGUGGAGGAGAGGAGCAGUGAGAAGAGCGAUGGACUGGAGCAAAGCAGGGAGCUCAUAACCGCUGACUCUGCACUGAAAAAUACUGGAUACAACUGUCAAUCACGCUCACUGGAGAGACUGGACGUCCAGAGGGAUGACGAGGAGGAGGGCGACGAAGAGGAGAGGAGCUCUGUGUUGUCAGAGGGGAUAGUUCAUGGUAACAUCUCAGCACACCUGAGCAGAACCAGCUCAACCUCCAUACAGACGGAUCGGACACCUGAGAGACGUUGCACCCCAGAUAGUGUCCUUAUCCCUGAGGGUGAAUGUGAUCUGGGUGAAGGUGUGAGUCUGGCCGUGGAGGUCGCCUCUUCCUCUCAUGUACCCAAACUCUCAGACACCCACGGCCCCCCGGAGCCUCCUGUCAACUCCCCAUGUGCACCACAGCGGCUCGUGAGCCCGGAGACAGACAGUGGAUUUGGGAGCUCCUACUUGAAUCUGUCAGCCUCUGGAUCAUUUCAACCAAACCUGCUCAUCGCAAGUGUGCCGUCCCAUACUGAUGGUUUAAGCAGCUCAGACGGUGAGGGCUCCUGCUCCAACCUGCAGACAACCAUCCAUCCAGCCUCUCUGCAUAUCCGACAGUGGUCUGGCUCCAACCCCUUGCUCCAAACGCAGUUCUGUGGUGCGGCAGCUGCAGUGGACCUGUGGGUGGAGAGCACCACCACGGAACCUGUAGUCCGGCUAGAGGGAUCUGACCCAGGCCUGCCUGCGCUCCUCAGUCACUGUGUUUCUGAAAUGGAUUCAGAGAGAGGCAGCCCAGUGAACUCCUGCUCCUGUAAUAGUGAGGCCAUAUUGGCCUUGCAGUCAGAGGUGUCCAGGCUGAAGAAGGACCUGGAGGAGGGUUUGGUUCAGCUGCCUCACCUGGCACAGAAGAUGGACUAUCUCACCUCCAAGUACAGGCAGGGUCGGCAGGAGCGCAGGUCGAAAACCAGAGCCAGGACUCACCUCAGACAGAGCUGUAACAGUCCAACAAGAAUAGAGGACUGGAUUUCUUCAGACAUGGAUCCCAGCAAGAGCAAAGGUACAGACAGUGGGGACACAGCAGGGUCGGACAUCAUGUUGCAGUUCCACAGUUCGUCUGCAGGGAGCAGAAGAGGCAGCGGUGUGCGCUCUGGGCUUCAGGAGGCGUUACAGUCCAGCAGAGGGUCAGAGGGAAACUACUCAGUGAAAACUUCUGGUUUGACCAGCUCCAUUUUAAAAGGUGGAGCUUCUAACCGUUCUGCCAAUCAAAGACCACAGCCGGAUGUCAUGGAGAGUUUCUACUCCAGGAGGAGGUGGUCUCCCCUCUCCUCCCCGGCCCUCCAGAAGCCUCUCCUCCAGGUUAGCUACGGCUCCUCCAGCAGCCUACCUGCCAGCUAUAAGCUGAGGGAGCUGCCACAGUCCACGUCCCACCACAGGAAACGUUCCACCCAGUCAGACUCAGCUCUCCUGCCCAGCAACGUGUUCUUCCAGCGGACACUGUCCCCGGGGUCAGCGCCCUCAAAGACUAUCAGCAGGACAGGCACACGCAGGGGGAGCAAGGAGGAGGAGAUGAGCAGGACUCUGGACCAGGCUAUUGAAGUGGCCCGCAGCAUGAAAAGGACCACGGACCGGAUGGCCAAGAGACUGUCAGCUGACCUGGGCAAAGCUCAACUCAACAAGAAACUGCACAACACGCAGCCACUAGGGGGCAGGAAACACCCUGCAUUCUAACACCUCAGUUUGUACACUAAUCUACCAACAUCUCUGAUAAAGAUGUAGAAUAUG